AGCUCUGUUCCCGUAUAUCUGCUUCCCUUCAAUAUGGAAAUAUCGAGCCGAAAUGUUCUAAGAGGGGAUGUUCUGAGAUGACAAUAAAGUGUUUCAGCUGUCACAGACUAGUUGGUCCCAAGAAAAUUAAAUGCAUUAGAGGACAAUGGUCUCCAUUAAGGAGCGCGUGCAUCCCUAUUUUCUGCGAACGACCAAAGUCAGGAGCAAACACAAAAACUUCAAGUAAUAGCACAAAAUGUGGGACAGAAAUAAAGGUUGAAUGCGCUGCUGGGUAUGGUCCCUCGCAAACAUCUAAGAUGCUUUGUAAACCAUCGAAAAAAUGGAAGGGGCAACCAUUAACGUGUUCAAGAACCGGUGGCACUUGCAGUGACCUGACUAUACCUGACAAUGCCUUACUAGUAGCUGGUCGUCUUCGAAAAAAUAAAGAAGGGGACACUGUAACAUUCCAAUGUAAUAAGCAUUACAAAGCAUUUGGUAAAUUGAUAUUACUUUGUCUGCACGGUGGUCAAUGGAGUGGUCUACCAAUGACGUGUAAAUUUGGAGGUCGAUGCCAAGACAUUUCCUUAGGUGAUAAUACGGGUUUAGAAGUAAUAGAGGGCAAAACAAGUAACAACAUAUAUGACGAUCGAAUACGAUUCAGAUGUAGAAUUGGUUUAAUGUUGACUGGGCAUUCCGAGAUCAAGUGUAGAUGGGACCGUACGUGGACACAGGACACGCCUACUUGUAUAGAGCCGAACAACACACACUGCCCUGCUUUGAGUUCUCCCGAACAUGGUUUUGUUGCGGAGGGUAAGACGACGAACAAUAAAUUAGGUGACACAGUGACGUUCGCUUGCAAUAAGGGGUACACAUUGGACGGAACUGCUACAUUGACCUGUUUUAAAAGAUACAGCUUAGAUCUCCCUGGGAAUUUCACCGAUGGAUUAGUAUGGGAUAUUGCAAUGCCCGUGUGUAGAAUAUCAAAUACUGGUGACUGCCCUGACCUUGUCCUACCAAAAUACGGAGAUUUAAUUGGCGCCUCGCGACUCACAGGAAACGAAGUAGGUGAUCGUAUAAGUGGAAAGUGCAGAAAGCCGUAUUUAAAACACGGAGGACGGAUACUCGAAUGUCUACGCAAUGGUAUUUGGAGCAAACCUAUGUUUAGGUGCUAUGCAAGUAAUGUCACGUGUCCUGACGUCAUUCUUGAAAGAGAAAGCAUGCUGGUCGUACUUAGGGGAAAACUUGUCGGAAAUGGUUUCUAUGACCGAAUCAUAUUUGGCUGUAAACCUGGCUACAAAAUAAUUGAUAACUAUUAUUAUAUGGUCUGUAAUAAGACAGGAGGGUGGAGUCAACAAAUUCCAGUUUGCACCGAUUGCACAAAACCUUGUCCACCCGGGAAAAUUCUUGAUGAAAGGUGUACAACUUGUAUUUGUCCCUUUAUUAAUAUUUUUGUGUACAAUACAAAGAUGGUCCCUAUAGAUGGCGUUACUGUUUCUAGAGCAAAACAACUUGAAGAUGAAGAACUAGGGCAAACGAAAAAUGGUCUGAUCAAUAUUAAUGCGUGCCCAUCUGAUAAGUUGGUGUUUAAAAAGACCAAAUACGUGGAUACAAACAUCGUUGUCGAAAGUGAUAGAACUAAGCCGAUUAGUGUCAUAAUGGAAUCAAUGGAACCACCCGAAAUUGUCGAACAUCCACAAGAUGCUUAUGCUAUUGUUGGAGAUUCUGUUAAUUUCACAUGUCGUGCAAUUGGGAAACCCAAGCCCGAAACUUUCCUAUGGUGA
This is a messenger RNA of Owenia fusiformis, 1760 nucleotides long. NCBI's taxonomy places the organism in Eukaryota, Metazoa, Annelida, Polychaeta, Sabellida, Oweniidae. The record is from the annotation of a GenBank genome assembly.